GAGAAACCUCGAGCGAGACUGAAACUCUGGCAGGCGGAGUGCAUUUCGGACCUCAUUCGACAUAACUAUGGGAUCGUCGGUCGUCGCCAUCGCGGCAGUCCUCGUACUUUUUGCAACUGCCAAUAUCGAAGCCAAGACAGCCAAGGAAAUAUGCGCGUCGCCAACGUGCAAUCGCGCAGGUACUACCUCGGAUCCCAUUUCGAUGGACAGAGCACUCGUCAUUGCACCUUGCGUCGGUGAAGACAUGGGAUGUUUUGGCUACGGAGCAAAUGGUGCGUGUCCGUUCGCGAACAUGGUGGAUUGUAGCAAGCAGCCGCCGCCGCCGACAACGGUCGCGUCAACAACCUCCGUUUCUCCCUCCUCCACCCACGCGCCAACUACAGCCACGACACCCACAACGAGCCCGAAGCCUACCGACGCCGAAAGCAGCGGCAGCAAUUACCCGUACAUCAUUGCCGGUGGUGCCGUCGCGUUGAUUGCCAUCGGCGCCCUCGUGUUUAUCCUUAUUCGAAAGUCCGGUGGCCGCAACAACCAGGAAGACGACGACAUCGAAGUCGCCAAUUACGCCAAAGCCGUACCAGUUCAGGGCAAGGACGACCCUUCCGCGUACGGGUACCCCGAGCAGGAGAACAAGUCGUUCGGAGAAGUUCCGAUGCACCAACGCCACAACAAAUCGUUUGGGAACCAAGAUCUCCGUCGUCAAAACACGGGCUCCUUCGUCACGCCCGCACAGCCCAUCGCGCGGCCCAACACGACGUCAUUCCUUCAGAACAACCAAGGGCUUGUGGUCGUGCCCCAUGUCGAAACCAAGGAGCAGUUUUACGUCCCAGAGUCGACUCAAGACUAUCAUCAUCCUGGCGCCCCUGCAGCCCCGGAGCCGAAUCGAAGGGAGUCGUUCGAGUUCUAGGGGUCUUUACGAACUCGGACGGAUGUAUAGGUGGGAGGGAUGCUAGGUACUAAUAAGGAGUUAACUGGCGGACAAUAAUAUGUCAUAUGAAUCCAA
Aphanomyces astaci is the source of this 1003-nucleotide messenger RNA. RefSeq lists its product as hypothetical. The record is from RefSeq and is a predicted model, not a curated record. Lineage: Eukaryota; Oomycota; Saprolegniomycetes; Saprolegniales; Verrucalvaceae. Bases 68 to 907 code for a protein of 279 amino acids. The transcript is spliced from 2 exons.